Molecule: messenger RNA, 1441 nt
Organism: Ostrea edulis (European flat oyster)
Lineage: Eukaryota; Metazoa; Mollusca; Bivalvia; Ostreida; Ostreidae
Product: multimerin-2-like
Exons: 3
Coding region: 19-1242 (407 amino acids)
Molecular function (GO): protein binding
Source: RefSeq, a predicted model, not a curated record
CUCGUUCUGAUUUCCAAGAUGAAACGAUCACUAGUCCUUACGUUAGUGUUGAUUUCAAUCAUGCAAUCAUUUGCUUUUUCCGUUCUCACGGACAACAAAAAUAACAAUUUAACUCAACUGGACGUAAGUGGACUUGACUCGGAAAAUGUGGACGUUUUCCGGCAACUCCUGAACCAAGAGACACUCAUCCGAAUGGCCCUUGUAAAGAAUGUGCACACCUUGAUGAAAGACAUGGUCGAUCUGAAGCAAACAAUGAAGACGUUAGAAGCCACACAGCAGAAAACGGAUUUAGAAGUGACAAACUUACAACAGGAAGUAGAUUCACUGAAGCGUGAAAACCAGAAACUUGACCUUGAAAACAGAAAGUAUGAGGACACGUUGAACACCGUCAAACAAAACUUUACACAGAUCAACGACCAUUUUCAGGAGUUUGUAUUGCAGUUGGAGGAGAAAAGAGAAACAUUUGAGAGAAACACUAGCACGGUACUCAGUGAUUUAAAAGUGGAAGUUCGGUAUCUCUCAAUUACUCUUCUUGACCUGAAUAAACACACGUUAGAAGUUGACAGGGGUAUUUCUGAGAUGAUAGAGAAAAAGUAUGAAAUGUUAUCUAAUGGACUGAACAAUACCCUGGAGAGUCUUAACAACGAUUUGACAACAACAAACAAUAAGAUAUCUGGUUUCGAAAACUUGCAAAAAACUCGAAUCACUUCAAUAUUUGAUGAAGUUAAUAAAACCAUUGUGGACCUGAAGGCGGAAGUUAAAGAAUCUCAGUUUGAUCAAAUGAAGCUCUCCUCAACAGUGUCGGCUCUGGAGGUGUUUCGAAUGAACAUGACAAGCAACAAAUGCGACAUGCCUAAAAGGGUAGCAUUUAGUGCUACGGUGUCAUCAGCUGACAGCUCCUGGAGCAGCAGCACCUUGUUGUUUCCCGUGGUCAUCACUAAUGUGGGAAACGGAUACAACCCCAGCAACGGAAUAUUUACCGCUCCUACCAACGGGAACUACGUGUUUUUCGUAAACGUACAGAGUUAUACUACACAAACCAUUUAUGUAGACAUCGUGUUAAAUGGAUCAACAAAAGUCAGAACCAUGGCUUAUGGUAGUGGUAGCGAUUAUUACGAAUCGGGUCCCAAUUUGGUGGUUCUAACUCUUCAGAAGGGACAAACAGUGUGGGUUAAAAGGUACUCUGGAUCAGGUUAUUAUGCCGACGGUCCUAUUACCACAUUCUCUGGUUUCCUUAUUUGACUGAAUUAUUAAAACAAAUUUCAAAGAGUUGUAUAAUCAAUAAUCAUUGAUAUUGCCAUUGCUUGCACUGAACAUAGAAUUGGUUAAACUACAAUUUUGAUAAAAGGGCAAGCAUUGUGAGUUAAUCCUUUUUAUCAUACCUCUGUAUAUAGUUUCUCCUAUAUAGAGGAAUUUGAAUAAAUUAACCUUUCAGAAUUUU